Pundamilia nyererei is the source of this 1123-nucleotide messenger RNA. RefSeq lists its product as uncharacterized. The transcript is spliced from 4 exons. Gene Ontology annotation, biological process: T cell costimulation; cellular response to lipopolysaccharide; immune response. The record is from RefSeq and is a predicted model, not a curated record. Gene Ontology annotation, cellular component: external side of plasma membrane. The annotation marks the transcript as partial. NCBI's taxonomy places the organism in Eukaryota, Metazoa, Chordata, Actinopteri, Cichliformes, Cichlidae.
CAGCAUGCUCUGGCUGUGGUGGUGGUGGAGGUGAAUGAGGGGGAAAGGUCUGUCCUGCUGCCCUGUCUGUUCUCAGGUUUUAUACCUGAGGACAACACAGUGAUGUGGACCUCCAGUGACCUCGAUCCCAAAUCUGUACAUCAACGACGAGAAGGAGGAGACGAUGUUAGAGGACAAAACCAGCGUUACAGCAGACGCACAUCAAUGAAUCGUUACGCUUUCAUCAUUAAAGACUUCAGCCUCACUCUGAGGAAACCCACAAAGACUGACAGCGGCAACUACACCUGCUCCAUCAGUGCUGGAGGGAAAGAACGGAGACUUAGAGACAUCCAGCUGCAGGUCAAAGACCAGCAGGUGGAGGUGAUGGUGAGGGAAGGGUCACAGUCUGUCAUCCUGCCCUGCAACACAACACCUGACCUGCCUGAGGACACCGCAGUGGAGUGGACUCGCUCUGACCUCGGACUCAUCACGGUCCAUGAGUAUUCUAACAGAAAUGAUGACAUCAUGACUCAGGAUGAAGUUUACAGAGACCGAACGAAGAUGAAUGAAGACCUGCUGAGAACUGGAGACCUCAGUCUGACCCUGAAACAGCCCAAAGUGAAAGACACGGGACAAUACAUCUGCACCAUCUACAGAGACAAAGACAUACUGAGACAGAAAAUUGUGCUGCAGGUCAAAGAACAACUGUCAUUCUGGGACGCAGUUCUCCUGUUUUGUCUUCUCGUGUUUCUUCUGAUUUUCCUGCUUCCUUGUGUGGUUUUAGUCUUAUUUCAUUUUAUGCAGUACUUCAUGUCAGUUUACAUGGUGGAGGUGGAUUCAGGGAAGGAGUCUGUCCGGCUGCCCUGCAAAGCUAUAGUCGGAUUCCUUAAAGACACUAGAGUGGAGUGGACAAAUAGAGACAACAGGAAGAUCCACAUAUAUCAGAAUGGCUCUGAUCAGCCUGGAGAACAGGACGAGUUUUACAGAGCACGAACGAAGAUGAAGACAAACUUGCUGAAAACUGGAGACCUCAGUCUGACUGUUGAAUAUCCCACAGAUGAAGACACAAACACCUACACCUGCACCGUCUACAGUAUGAAGGGAGACAUCUUGUUAACAAAAACUGUGAAACUCAGUGUCAGAG